Molecule: messenger RNA, 1866 nt
Organism: Maylandia zebra (zebra mbuna)
Lineage: Eukaryota; Metazoa; Chordata; Actinopteri; Cichliformes; Cichlidae
Gene: fezf1
Product: FEZ family zinc finger 1
Biological process (GO): regulation of transcription by RNA polymerase II
Cellular component (GO): nucleus
Molecular function (GO): DNA-binding transcription factor activity, RNA polymerase II-specific
Source: RefSeq, a predicted model, not a curated record
UUUCCUCCUCCUCUUCCAGCGGCGACAAACGCAGAGAAUCGACAGAGGAGAAUUGAGCAAAUUAUCUACUUUUCCACUCUCCUUCUUGGACGGUAACGAUCGGCAAGGUCUCGGCUCUUGCCCCAUCGAUAUCGAACGAGCCUCGGGCGCCCUGAUUGUUGUCAACAACCAGGAAAGCAGGGCCUGUGUUUUGGUGGGGGUGGGGUUGGGGGAUCCCUGGCGGAUGAUGUCCUUUUCUGCGUGCCGGUGAGGAGCAGCGCCGAUCUCAUCUUCUUUCCAGCAGCUUUAGUUGUUGUUGUCGCAACCCGGUUGAUGCGGAGGUGAUGGACGGUCCUCUCCGCCGCCCAGCAGGGAUCCUUGGCUCCCCCACGGCUUCAGGGAGCCAACCUGCGGGCUCAGAAAUGCUCACCUCCGGCGGCAGCAGCAAGCCUCUCGCUUUCUCCAUCGACCGGAUUAUGGCCAGGACACCCGAGCCCAAGUCAAUACCGCUCCCCAACUGGUUUCAGUCCGCUCCAGUGGGGAAACCCGAAGCAUAUCCGUCCUCGCUGCAUUGCAUGAUCCCGCUGGUACCGCUCGGCUAUGAGCCGGGACACCGGCUCAGUAUCACAGGGCUGGAUCCGGGCCACUUAGACGCGUCUUCUCUCCCGGCUCCCGCAGAAUUUUUGGGGUUUGGGCUAAACUAUAAAAAUCAACAAGAAGACACUGCUGUCAGCCAAACCACCGGGCAGUACAAACUCUUCAGACCCAGGGUGGUAAACCAGUCCUCUUUUCCCACGAUGGGCACUGUUUGCUACCUGAAUUGCAGCGGGGAUUCCGGAGCGUGUCCACCGCCGGCUGGCCUGGUGAACCUGCACCCUAUGGCCUCGUACCUGUUCACUGCCCGACAUAAAGCUUUCAUGGCAGAGAAGAGCAAGACCGGCAUGCAACAGGCCGCGGAGCGGUACGCGGGUUCCGGCGUGCAGGCCUUCAAGGAUCUAUCUCCGAACCAGAUUCACUACAUAAAGCAGAGGGACCAGAUCCUGAGUGACAAGAUUUUCAAGGGCUCCGCGACAGCUGCAGCGGCAAGCGCCAGGCUCAGCGGCUCCUGUCCCGGUAGCAAGCCCAAAGUUUUUACCUGUGAGGUCUGCGGUAAGGUCUUUAACGCGCACUACAACCUGACCCGCCACAUGCCCGUACACACAGGCGCUCGACCAUUCGUGUGCAAAGUUUGCGGGAAGGGAUUCCGACAGGCCAGCACGCUGUGCCGGCACAAAAUCAUCCACACUCAGGAAAAGCCUCACAAGUGUAACCAGUGCGGAAAAGCCUUUAACAGGAGUUCAACCCUCAACACGCACACACGCAUCCAUGCAGGAUACAAACCAUUCGUGUGCGAGUUCUGUGGGAAGGGAUUUCACCAAAAAGGAAACUACAAAAACCACAAGCUGACACACAGUGGCGAGAAGCAGUUCAAGUGCUCCAUCUGCAGCAAGGCAUUUCAUCAGGUGUACAACCUCACCUUCCACAUGCACACCCACAACGAUAAGAAACCCUUCACCUGCCCAACCUGUGGCAAGGGCUUCUGCAGGAACUUUGACCUGAAGAAACACGUCAGAAAGCUACAUGACCCAGCCGGCGCACAGUCUCCCCCACAGAUGUAAAAACCUGAACACUGACUCUGAAGCCCCAGCACACCAAAAUGCAUAGUCAACAAUUACAUUUCAGCCAAGCUACAUGUAAAAUAAGCUACACUUUGGUCCUUAGACUUAAGAAGCCCUGUAGGUGGUAAGGGGAAGGUUUUUCAUAAAUCAGCCAUAUGCAUGUGUUUAGAAUUUGUGCACUUUUUUCAUCCAAAUUAAUGCACCAGUUUAUCAGUAAGUGAGACUGGAA